Anthostomella pinea is the source of this 1590-nucleotide messenger RNA. The record is from the annotation of a GenBank genome assembly. NCBI's taxonomy places the organism in Eukaryota, Fungi, Ascomycota, Sordariomycetes, Xylariales, Xylariaceae.
AUGUUCAGUGAGCCAGCUGCAGCGUUUCAUGUCCAACUUUACCGUCUCACCAUCUUAUUUCCACUCCAUUUUUACACAACUCGCCGACAAUCGACGACUACUGGUGAGACCGGUUCGACAGCUCACAAGAUGGACGAUAAGGCUGAGAUGGGGGAGAAGGCAUGCCUCGAGGUCGAGGUCGAGCCUACGGAGACUACUCCUCGGAAGCCUUCAUUCCCAAAGGCUGUCGUCACUUUUCUGUGCUUGUUCUUCUUCAUUUCAGUAUUACACCCAGCGAUGCGACCCUACCACCCGCUGUCUCGAGGUUACGCUCAUGUCUGCCCCAAGUCUGUCGAGGGGAGGGUACAAAGAAUCCUCUCAGAGACACCCUUAAUCGGUACGCAUAUCCCUUCGCCAGCCGCUAUUCCUACAAUGCGCGAUAGAGUGCUGACUAUUGCCGCAGACGGUCACAAUGACCUCGCCAUAUUCAUCCGGUUGUUCUACAACAACCACAUCUACCAAAAGAACUUCACAGAACCUUUCGAAGAGGGAGGUAUGGCCAUGCACGUGGAUCUCCCAAGGCUGCGAGAGGGGCUGAAUGGAGGAGCUUUCUGGAGCGUGUUCACGCCCUGCCCGGCCAAUGGCUCCGACUACUCGGACGAGAACUAUGCUUCCAGUGUGCAGCUCACGCUGCAGCAGAUAGACCUCAUGACCAGGCUGCAAGCUGCGUAUCCCAACGACUUUUCGGGGAUCGUGGACAGCAAAUCCGCCGUGGCAGCCUUCAAGGAGGGCAAGCUCAUCUCGCCCCUCGGGAUCGAAGGACUGCAUCAGAUCGGCAACUCAGUGGCCAACCUUCGUCGCUUCCACGCCAUGGGCGUCCGCUACGCUACACUCACGCACAACUGCGGGAACAUCUUCGCCGACGCCGCCAUCUGGGAGCGUCCUUUUGGUAAAGCUCCCGCGUACUGGGGAGGGGUCUCUCUCAAGGGUCGACAGCUGGUCAACGAGAUGAACCGGAUCGGCAUGAUCGUCGAUCUAUCCCACGUGAGUGUCGACACUAUGGUGGACGUCCUCGGGGGGCGUGAGGAGUGGGCGGGAAGCAAAGCUCCUAUUAUGUUCAGCCAUAGCUCCGCGUAUGCUCUCUGCCCCCAUCCACGCAACGCCCCGGACCAUGUGCUCGAGCUUGUCAAGAAGACGAACUCGGUCAUCAUGGUCAACUUCUCGCCCGAUUUCGUCAGCUGUGUGGACAAGGGCAACAAGAACGGCAUCCCGGACCUGUUCCCUGAGAACAACACUUUAUCUCAUGUUGUCGACCAUAUCACGUAUAUCGGAAACCUCAUCGGGUACGACCACGUGGGCUUGGGAAGCGACUUUGACGGAAUCAUGUCGACGCCAGAGGGCCUAGACGACGUGUCCAAGUAUCCCGACUUGAUCGCCGAGCUGCUCAAGCGAGGUGUCUCGGACAAGGACGCCGCCAAGAUCGCGGGAGGCAAUAUCCUACGGGUGUGGGGCGACGUCGAGAAGGUGGCUGCUAAGAUGCAGGCGGACGGCGAGCCCGUCAUGGAAGAUGACCUGCCGAAUUUGUUUCCAGACGACUUGCUGCUGGGCUGA